Messenger RNA from Geodia barretti, 426 nucleotides. NCBI's taxonomy places the organism in Eukaryota, Metazoa, Porifera, Demospongiae, Tetractinellida, Geodiidae. The record is from the annotation of a GenBank genome assembly.
AUGGCACAGAUCAAGCAUAUCGCUAUCGCCACUAACGACGCGGAAAAGACGGCCAAGUUUUAUUCCGAGGUGUUCGGACUUCGUCAAGUCGCUCAAUUGGACGGGGAAAACGCCAAAGGUUUCAUGCUGAGCGACGGCAACAUCAACAUGGCUAUCCUGGACUUCAGGUCUGAUGCGGUCGCCGGAGAGCGGGGCAAGGACUGGGAAGGCAUCCAUCACAUUGGCUUCGAGGUAGAGAGCCUAGAGGACAUCGAGAGGCGGUUGGCUGACGCCAACUCCAAGCCGAUGGAAGAGGUCAAUACUGCCCUGCACGCCGGCAACACCGGCCCCCGCCAUCAGAACGUCGAAACCAAGUACGAAGGCCCCAAUGGCGAGAUGAUCGACGUCUCCCAGGUCGGUUGGGUGGGCACGCGGGGUCUUGACUAG